AUGGGGCAGAGCAUGGUCUCUGCUAGCAAUAUCCCUGUUGAAGCCCAGCUCUUAGCAUCUGAUCCACUCUAUGGAACAGGAAUCCAGGCACCAACAGAACGUGCUGUUACUGAGAUUAAAUCCGUGAUUGCGUCUAUCAUCCACAAGUUGUUGGUUGUCUCACUUUUGCUUUCUGUUAGAGCCAGAAAACUGCAUCUCACUUUGCUUACUUGUUUUCCAGGUCGUGCACUGCUGGUCCUCCUGUUGUCUGCAACAGUCUCUCUUCUGGGCGGGCUGAUAUUUGGAUACGAGUUGGGGAUCAUCUCUGGAGCACUGCUGCAGCUGCAGGCAGACUUCAGCCUUGGCUGCUUCAAGCAGGAGGCUCUUGUGAGCUCCCUCCUGGUUGGAGCCCUCCUUGCCUCUCUGGUCGGAGGAAUCCUCAUUGACCGCCAUGGACGGAGGAGGGCGAUUCUGGUCAGCAAUGUGGUCCUGUUAUUUGGCAGCCUUAUUCUCACACUGACCAGGUUGUUUAUUGGGCUGCUCAUUGGGCGCAUGACAGUGGGCUUUGCCAUCUCUGUCUCAUCCAUGGCCUGCUGCAUCUAUGUCUCGGAAAUGGUGGCUGCACAUCAGCGAGGGCUGCUGGUGUCCCUGUAUGAAGCGGGCAUCACUGUAGGCAUCUUGUUGUCCUACGCACUGAAUUACGCCUUUGCAGAUACGCAGGAGGGAUGGAGGUACAUGUUUGGGCUGGCCAUGGCCCCAGCAGCCAUGCAGUUCCUCAGCAUCCUCUUUCUCCCAGUGAACCCUGUUAAACUAAACAUGUGGGACUCAGACUGCCAGAAAGGUCUCAUUCAAUUGCAAACUGCUGAGGACAGAGAGGCAGCAAAGCGGGAGCCCUAUAAGGAGAAGCACUACUCAUUUCUUGAUCUUUUCAGGACCAGAGACAACAUGAGGAGACGAACCCUGGUGGGGCUGGGCCUGGUGCUCUUCCAGCAGUUCACUGGGCAGCCCAAUGUGCUGGGCUAUGCCUCCAAAAUCUUCCACUCGGUGGGAUUCCAGAGCAACUCUUCUGCCAUCCUGGCCUCUGUCGGGCUGGGGGCAAUCAAGGUGGUGGCCACAUUGGUGGCGAUGGCCUUUGCAGACAAAGCUGGCCGCAGAGCACUGCUCCUGGCUGGCGGUGUGGUGAUGGCCAUCUCCGUCACCACCAUCGGCCUCACCAGCUGCAUCGCCCCACUGGCCAUGGCCAGGGACUGCACAGCUGCUGCAGACCCCAACGUGUCCCACAGCCUCUCCCAGCACCCCCUGGUGCCCCCGUCCUCCCACAUCCCACCAGGCUUAGGAGAAGGCAACGGGCAGGCAGGCCUCGGUUCUGCUGCCACCAAAAGCCUUACUAAAGCUCUUGCCAGUGCUCAGAGCAGUGAGGUUGUUACUCGUUCUUCCCACACUCAGAAAAUGGGCUUGGCAGGGCAGUCUGAAAAGGAGACAGUGGAGAGCACAGACCCUCCUUUCGGCAGUGCUCCCCUGACAGAACAUAUGGUUUUAAAUUGGAUUACACUGCUGAGCAUGAUGGCUUUUGUGAGCGCAUUCUCAAUUGGAUUUGGACCAAUGACCUGGCUGGUCCUCAGUGAGAUCUACCCAGCUAGAAUACGGGGAAGAGCCUUUGCCUUCUGCAACAGCUUUAACUGGGCAGCCAAUUUACUGAUCAGCCUCUCUUUCCUGGACCUUAUUGAUGCCAUUGGUUUCUCGUGGAUGUUUCUUCUCUAUGGGCUGAUGGGAGUGAUGGCUGUUAUAUUCAUUUAUUUUUUUGUUCCGGAAACAAAAGGACAGUCCUUGGAGGAGAUAGACCAGCAGUUCUCCAGGAAAUGGCUGCGGGAAGGAAGCAGCUGCAAGCAGAGGCGUGCGAGAGGAGCGAGCUGUGCACAUGGGCAGUACCAGAGAGUGGAGCGUGCCAACAGUGCCUGACAGUGGGACUGCAGUGUCAUCCUGCAGAGGGGAACUGACCUGGGGACAUUGCUCCUUGCAGAGAUGGCUCUCCCUGCAGUGCCUUAGAUCUUGGGACACGCUCACGGCUGUUCCUUGUAUCCUUGGAGAGUCGCUGAUCCCAUGCAGGGAGCAUGUCCUUCCUCUGGCAUCUUUUAUUGUUCACGGUUUGUGUCUGCUAUCAUUUAAGAGAGGAAUGGUUUUGUAAGCAGGAAUAAAACACAACUUUUGCUGACACCA
Meleagris gallopavo (turkey) is the source of this 2196-nucleotide messenger RNA. The record is from RefSeq and is a predicted model, not a curated record. NCBI's taxonomy places the organism in Eukaryota, Metazoa, Chordata, Aves, Galliformes, Phasianidae.